Molecule: messenger RNA, 318 nt
Organism: Pseudoliparis swirei
Lineage: Eukaryota; Metazoa; Chordata; Actinopteri; Perciformes; Liparidae
Product: low-density lipoprotein receptor-related protein 10-like
Exons: 4
Coding region: 22-318 (98 amino acids)
Cellular component (GO): plasma membrane
Molecular function (GO): protein binding
Source: RefSeq, a predicted model, not a curated record
CACGACGAGCCGCGGGCCAACAUGGACUUACGGCAGCUCAUUUAUUCGAUUUUGUUGGGAAGUCUGUGCAUCUCCCGAGGUGAAACUUUGGGAUGCCGACGUCGCCAGUGGCAGUGUGAUGAUGAAAAGUGUAUUCCUGAUGUCUGGAGAUGUGAUGGAAGUGCAGACUGUCUGGAUGGAUCUGAUGAAAUGGAUUGCACUGCUCUUCCAGGUGCUCCUGAAUGUCCGCCAGGUCAGUUUCCUUGCGUUGACACCAUCGGCUGCGUUGAUGCGUCGGCCCGCUGUGACGGACAGAAGCAAGGGCUGCCUGGACUCUGA